Molecule: messenger RNA, 1164 nt
Organism: Medicago truncatula (barrel medic)
Lineage: Eukaryota; Viridiplantae; Streptophyta; Magnoliopsida; Fabales; Fabaceae
Exons: 1
Coding region: 1-1164 (387 amino acids)
Source: RefSeq, a predicted model, not a curated record
AUGGCUAUAGACCUUGUUGAUGUUAUCUUAGAAAAAUGCUAUUGCAAUAACAAAUGCAAUAAGCCACUUCCUAUAUGUCAUCGCUUAUUGCUUGUAAUUUUAACUUUAGCUUCCUUUCAACUCAUAAUCAAUGCAGAAAGAAUCACUUCUUCAAAUUCAAUUGAUACAGAGGAAACAUUGUCCAUUCUAUUCAAUGACUUAAAAAAUGAAGGUCUCUUGAAGAAAACACAACAUAAAAUGGUUUUUGUCGCAACUGAACAGUCUUCUAAGGUUUUAACUGAUUACAACAAUGAAAUAGAAUAUGUUCCAUUAAAUGACAUUGAGAAACAAAACUCUGUCGUUGAUAACACCGUUGAUUUUAUCAUCACAACCAACUUUCCUGAAGCUUCUAGAUUCAUUGAGAGGGUUCUAAAAACUGAAGGUAUUGUAACAGUUCUUAUAAACAACAACAAUCCAACAACGUCGUUUUAUAAAUUACCCAAAAAUUACAAAAUUGUUUAUGUGAGACAGUUUGACUCUGUAGUGGUGGCAAUGAAGAAAUCUGCCACCGCUAUUAAUGUCAAACGGAACCAUGCUGCACCGCGAAAGCUCUUCGGUUAUGCAUCAGACGCAAAGAAAAUUGCAUUACAGAAUCUGGAAGAUGUUUUGUUAGAGCCACCAAGAGCUGCAUCGGGAAAAUCACGAAAGUAUUUGAAGCGAACAAGGUAUUUACCUGAUUUGAUGGGAGAUUCACUUGAAAGUUACACUCGCCGUGUUUUCAUCGACGUAGGGUUACCGGAGAAAGAAGGAGGAAGUGGAACAGAUUGGUUUUCAAAGAAUUAUCCAACUAGGAACAAGAAUUUCGAGAUGUAUAAGAUAGAGACAAGGGUGAUGACGGAGGAGGAGUCUUCAAGGAAAGAAGCGUCAUCGAAAAUUGGAAUGUCAGAUUGGUUGAAUAAGAAUGUUAAAGAGGAAGAGUAUGUUGUGAUGAAAGCUGAAGCCGAAGUUGUUGAAGAAAUGAUGAGAAGUAACAAUAUUGGUUUGGUUGAUGAACUUUUCUUGGAAUGCAAGCCACGACAUGGUUUUAAAAUUGAGAAUAAAAAUAGAAGGGCUUAUUGGGAGUGUUUGGCUUUGUAUGGCAAAUUAAGGGAUGAAGGUGUUGCAGUGCACCAAUGGUGGGGUUAA